AUGGGUUCUCUUGAUCGUUUCUGCGCCAUGAAACCCUCUCGCGGCCCUAAGGGUGAUGCUGGUGGUGAUGAACCACCUCGCGAGCCCAUCCGGUCCAUGUCCGUACGGGUAAGUUAUUGUGUAACACACAAACUUCGAUGUGAUGCCCACCCACUUUGGUCCAACGCUACGAUGGCAACAACAUACGGCUUCCACCAUAACGUCCAUCCGCUGGCUCGACUUCCAGCACACUCAACCUUUCAAACUCUUUGA
Molecule: messenger RNA, 252 nt
Organism: Penicillium malachiteum
Lineage: Eukaryota; Fungi; Ascomycota; Eurotiomycetes; Eurotiales; Aspergillaceae
Exons: 2
Coding region: 1-252 (83 amino acids)
Source: RefSeq, a predicted model, not a curated record